UCGAGCUCCAAAAAUGGUGAAAUUGCAGAAGCGAUUGGAUGGCGGGACUUUCCUUAGCUGUAUCUCUUUGCUUAAUUUUCCUUCCUGCGAUAUCCGAAGCAUCACCUUGCUCGAUCAUUGGGUUGCCUCUAGUGAGAAAUAUCAGUGAGCUUCCACAAGAUAACUAUGGAAGGGGAGGCUUGUCUCACAUUACCGUUGCAGGUUCACUAUUGCAUGGGCUGAAGGAGGUGGAGGUGUGGCUCCAAACAUUUUCCCCUGGAUCACACACACCUAUUCACAGGCACUCCUGUGAAGAAGUUUUUGUGGUUUUGAAGGGGACUGGCACUCUCUUUCUCGCACCUAGUUCUCAUGGAAAGUACCCUGGAACACCAAAAGAAUUUUCUAUCUAUUCAAACUGUACAUUUCACAUACCUGUUAAUGAUGCUCACCAGAUAUGGAAUACGAAUGAACAUGAGGAUUUGCAGAUGCUUGUCAUCAUUUCCAGGCCACCAGCCAAAGUGUUUAUUUAUGAUGACUGGGCCAUGCCCCAUACUGCUGCAAGAUUGAAGUUCCCCUACUAUUGGGAUGAACAGUGUUUUGAAGCGCCCGUAAAGGAUGAACUUUGACGUUGUUUGUCGAUCAAAUUGACCGUUAACAUCAAGUGUUAUAAACUUUAAACAAGGUGCAACAUCUUGAAAGUUCUUCAACCUUGUAUCACUCACUUUUGCUUCAAAAAUCCAUUCCAAAUGGAUAGAGCCUUGUUGAGGUGUGAAAGCCUAUAGUUUCUUCUAUAAUUUUGAAAUCAUUGAUGGCCGUUGGGUCGGUUUGAUAAUAAUUUCGUUUUUAGUU
Cucurbita pepo subsp. pepo (vegetable marrow) is the source of this 828-nucleotide messenger RNA. RefSeq names its product endoplasmic reticulum auxin binding protein 1 (gene ABP1). Lineage: Eukaryota; Viridiplantae; Streptophyta; Magnoliopsida; Cucurbitales; Cucurbitaceae. The record is from RefSeq and is a predicted model, not a curated record. Gene Ontology annotation, biological process: positive regulation of DNA endoreduplication; positive regulation of cell size; positive regulation of cell division. Gene Ontology annotation, molecular function: auxin binding.